Molecule: messenger RNA, 2687 nt
Organism: Anoplopoma fimbria (sablefish)
Lineage: Eukaryota; Metazoa; Chordata; Actinopteri; Perciformes; Anoplopomatidae
Gene: tent2
Product: terminal nucleotidyltransferase 2
Cellular component (GO): cytosol
Molecular function (GO): poly(A) RNA polymerase activity
Source: RefSeq, a predicted model, not a curated record
CCAGUUCCGUGACGUCAUGGCGUCAAUGCGGAAGUGGGUUCUCAGGAAACUAGCACCUUCAGUUUUGUUUACAUGUUUCAUGACAUUUGGAAGUCAGCGGAGUUAAUGCUGGAGCUCUGUGGAGAACCGCAGCAUGUUUCCCCGCAACGCCGCACCGAGACAGCGGCCAGACUACCGUAACGACCCGUACCCGUACCCGCCAUCCGGCCCCGGGCCCCGGUGCUACGACUACAACCACCAAAGGCUGGCUGGUGUCAACAACUUCUUUGCUCCUGGACCAGAGAGGUUUCCUCCAUAUGAAUGGAAGCCCAGACCACUAUCCCCAGUCCCUCCUCCAGUCCACCCUCCUCACAAACCAACUAUGACCAAUAGGCGCAAGAGGCAGAAUGAUGAAUACAGCGCCCACGUUGUGAAGCGCCAACGCCUUGACUCUCCUUUAACUCAGGCCACUCCCCCUUGUCGUCCUGACCAAGCGGUGGCAGGGUCAUCAAGAUCAUCCUUUGAUGGUUUUGAUUGCUCUUAUCCCAGCCCACGCGCCCAUAUCCAGCCUCGGGUCACUGCUGUCCCAAAAAACUCCAACAUCUUGCAGGCCUACGCUAAGGACAAGUUAAGUGAUCAGAUGAUGGAGCUGUUUGAGGAGUGCCAGCAGCAAACUUCCGAUUUGGCCCGGAAGGAGACGUGCCGAGCUCAGCUACAGAAAGACAUACAGGGUGUCUAUGCAGUUGCACGGCUUUACUUGACUGGAUCUUCUAUGAAUGGAUUGGGCUGCCGGAGCAGUGAUGCUGAUCUGUGUCUUGUCCUCAAGGGAAAUAAAAGACCUGAUCCUAUACAUGUGCUCUCAGUCCUCCAACGGUUCUUCAAGUCACUCUCAUAUGUAGAGAGAACGCAGCUGAUCAGAGCCAAAGUGCCCAUCCUCAAGUUCAGAGAGAAAGGCAGUGAUCUGGAGUUUGAUCUGAAUAUCAACAACACAGUGGGCAUCAGAAACACGUUCCUUCUGAGGAGUUAUGCCUAUGCUGAUCCCAGGAUAAGACCCAUGAUCCUUGUUGUCAAGAAAUGGGCACAGCACAAUCAAAUCAAUGAUGCCAGCAAAGGAACGUUGAGCAGCUACACACUUGUGCUGAUGGUGCUGCACUACCUCCAGACUCUCAAGGAACCUGUCCUUCCCUCUCUACAGAGGGACUACCCAGAGUGUUUUAAUCCCUUCAUGGACGUUGACAUGGUUCCAGAGGGACCCAAACAUCCCCCCUUCAUCUCAAGAAACCAAUCCUCUCUGGGAGAGCUUCUUCUGGACUUUCUCAGAUACUAUGCUACAGACUUCAGAUGGGAUAAGCAGGUGAUCUCUGUUCGAGAGGCCAAAGCUUUGCCCAAGAACAAUUCUCAAGCGUGGAGAAACAAAUACAUAUGUGUGGAAGAGCCAUUUGAAAGAAACAACGUUGCCAGGGCAGUCCAUGAGAGGAUCAAGUUUGAUGCCAUUAAAGCUGAGUUUGCCAAGUCAUGCCGGAUACUACAUGACAGGAAGGACCUGAACUCGAUCCUCCCAGUCAGAGCCAUCAUAAAUAAGGAGUUAUCCAGGAGAUAAGGGGCUUUUUCAAAUUAGAAGAGUGGACAGGAGUCUUCUACCUCAAGACAGGCCUGUUCCCAUAAACAAAGAGAGACCUUUUGGAUGUGCUGAGAGAGGAGCCCUCCUGCCUCCACACCUCACAGCCAGACCGAAUCUUGGACUCUGAAUGCUCUGGCUGCCUUGGGAUUGCUCGCAUACUGAAUUUCCUGUUUUGAAAAAGCUGCACUCAUCAUUCAAAUGCUUUGCAAACUUUGCCAUAUUAUUGAAACUGAUGAUAAAAAUACAUUAUUUGUGGAGUGGCACUAGAGGUCUCUGAAACCAUAAUCCGGUCACAUUAACUUUUAACUGAGAGCCACUUUACUGAAGCUGGAUUAUAAUGGUGUUAUAAGAGAUGUUUAUUGAUGCUACACGGCCCUAUUUCCCAACACACAUUACAGUGUAAACCUAAAAAGUACACUGACAAAUUAUGAAAGACAAAAUAAUACCGGCACCCUGCUCAUAUCAGAUUUGGUUAUAUCAAGAUUGCUAGAGCCAUAGUGCACAGUUUUGAAGAAGAUGCCAAUAAUUUGCUUCUGCAACACAUAUGCAGAGUAUAUACAGUAAAUUGUCUUAAGCCUGUGUGGACCAACUUUAACAUCAAAGUCUUUUUCUAUUUUUAUAGGUCAGUAGUCAAGCUAUUGUGGGUUUAAAUACCAUAUACUCAUUUUUUCUACAGAUACAUUAAAUGCCAUCUCCUUUUUCAUUAUCACCUUGUUUAAGUUUCUAAGCUCCUCUAAAAACUGAUUGAGGUUAGGGGAUGUUUAAGUCAGAGUCAUUCUUUUAUGUGACUCCAACGUGAUUAUUAGAGGGCUGUAAAGAGGCCAGUCUCUGAAUGUCGUCACUCCUUUAUCAUUGGUCCUGAUGUGUUGUAUUCUUUCCCCUUGCCUGGUCAGGCCUAUGCUCUGAAAUUGUUGUUCAGUAUCUUCUUGAUUUAUUUGGACAAAAAAAUAUGUUAUUCACUCGUUUUCUGUUCGCCUAAAGCAUAUGUUAUUUGAAGUUCAUUCACACUUCAAAUUUUUCCUGAGCUCGUUUUUGUACAUUACCAACUUUUAAAGGUUUAUUUAAAAAUUAAAUCUAUGAAGAUGUA